Pocillopora verrucosa is the source of this 2903-nucleotide messenger RNA. NCBI's taxonomy places the organism in Eukaryota, Metazoa, Cnidaria, Anthozoa, Scleractinia, Pocilloporidae. The record is from RefSeq and is a predicted model, not a curated record.
UUCUUGUAAAGUGGUUUUGAGUUCAUUAGGCUGAUUAAUGUGUUUAAGGAUGGCGACUCCGUUCGCUUGUUUUAAGAUGCGAUCAUGAAUCCGACAAACACACCCACGCAUCGGUGAGGUAAGCUUAUUCUUUCAUUUUCCAAACGAAAUUUCCAUAAAUACUUGUCUUGCCACCAAGACCAUUCCUCGAGUUAAAACACGAAAGAUAAUGGCUGGCACAGCCUCUACUCCUGUUUCUCCUGUUUCUUCUGGAUCUUCUGUGCUAAAUGUAUCAGAGGAGAAAACGAAUGGCACGAAGCUAAUGCGACUGCUGGUUGACGGAGGAACACACGUUCUUCGCAAUUUAUUGCAUUCUGUCCACCCAACGGAUAAAUUACAAGUCGUAUUAAAUAACAACAAGGCAAAGCUUCAAUUGCUAAGGUCCAGAGGUGUAAUAUUUAAAAACCAGUGGGAAAUGUUAUUUCCUGCCUCAGGCAAUCCACCGGACUCAAAAACGUUCGACAUUUCACUUUUACAUCUCUUGCUUCGUGAAAUUUGCCAUCUUACGGCGCCUUCAACCGGCUGGCACAACAUGCCUGCAGAUGAUAAUAGUCUCGGAGCAAACAUUACCCGCAUCAAAUGUUUCCGAAAUGAGCUGUGUCACAACGUCUCCACCGAAAUUCCAAACGCUAAAUUCGAGGACAAGUGGAACGAGAUAGCAUUGUCUUUAGAGGCAAUUAAGAUUUAUGUUCUGCAAAAGGGACACGUAGAGGAAAUGGAAGCGCUGAAAAAAGAUCCCAUUGAUCACGAUACAAAGCGACAUUUGGAGGAACUAGCUAAAGAAUGGAACAAAAUACAGGAACAAGAAAGGAUUCACUCGUCAAGUUUUAGCCCUCGCAGCUGUUUACCGGACAUAAUACCAGAAAAAAAUGUAUUUGGCCGUAACCAAGAAAUAGAGCGUGUCACGAAAAUGGCUGAGGGUGGAGACAUCCCUGUUGUCCUUGUUACUGGUGGACCUGGAUUUGGAAAGACGACUGUGGCUAAACGAGUGGCUCAUGAAUUAGAAAUUUCAGAGAAGAAAGGAACUGUACUAUUUUGUAGUUUACAAACGAAAUCAACUUUAAAUGAAGUGGCCAUAAGAAUGAUCAACAUAUGUGGUUCAGUCAGCACACAAGUACCAGAGAAUCCGGGGCAGUGGCUAAGAGACUGGAGGAAACACAUUCAAAGCCAGGUCACGUUCGUUCUUGAUAACGCAGAUGGCGUUCUUGACUCGGGCGAUAGAGAGUCAUUCCUGAGCCUUUUAUGUGACUUACGAAGUCUAUCGAGGCAAAAGGCAACAUUUGUUAUUACAACAAGGAAAACAUUUGAACAUUCCGACUUGCAGCCAAAAGAAGUCAGGUUGCACCCUUUGUCCACGGAACAGGCAAGAGAUCUCCUUGUUUCCCGAGUGCAAGUCUAUGAAGGUACUCCACAGAAACUUUCCAGGGUAGAUUACAUUGUUAGUGAUCUAUGUGGCUGUGUUCCUUUGGCACUUUGCAUUGUUGGUUCUCUUCUUUCAGAUUAUUCCGAAGAAACACUCAUAGCAAGCCUUGAAAAGGAACCAUUAGCUGUCCUAGAAGACGACCAGAGUUCUGUAGAAAAGGCCAUUAAGACUUCGUUUGACCUUUUGGAGAAACCCGAACAAGAGGCUUUCAUUCUCCUGUCUUUGUUCCAAGGUUCAUUUGAUAUUGAUGCAGUCCAAGCUGUGACGAAGGCCGAAUGUUCGAUCUCUGGGGCUUUGCCAAUCUCCAUCCUGCGCUCAUUAAAAAACAGAUCUCUUGUGGAGAAGCCCUAUGCCCGCCGAUAUCAGAUGCAUCCGCUCAUUCAGUCAUACGCAAAGAAGAUUGGUCGUGAUAGGUAUGACGAGCUUUUGGCAAUGGGCGAAAAACUGGCUUGUAUACACUUCAUGUUGCGCCUCGCGAAGAAUGCCAAUAUUUACUGGAGUAAGGACACAUGCAAGGAUUCCCUUGUUUCUUUUCAAGAAGACAAGAACAAUUUCGAAUAUUUUCUUCAAAUUUACGCCCGAGGCAGGGAAGAACAAGAUCAAGAGAUCGUGAACGGCUGUAAACUCUUUCUAGACAGUUUUCCGCAGAAGUGGAUGUAUUUAGAAAGAUGCCUUCUCCCACGAUCUUACACUGAGAUUCUUGAGAAGUUACUGAAAACUUUUGACUCUCGUAUCCAACCGGUGCACACUGUGGAUCUUUUGUGUCUUCUUGGACAUGAAUACAGGAAAAAAGGAAGAAUAGAAAGGUACAAGGAGGUUAUGGAUGAAGCGCAUCGAAUUCUCUCAGGGAAUACUGCUGCAUUCCAAACAAAACCGUUAUCUGAAGUCUACUUUCACAACAGUUAUGCUCGAUUCCUUUCGGAUAAAAAAGACUCAAAGGAAAACGCAAGGAGGGACAAAGAGACUGAAAUGGCUCUAAAGGUCUGCCAUGAGAGACUGGGAAAAAUGCACCCAGAGACAGCAGCAACUCUCUAUCUCUCAGGAAUCAUCGCAAAGCGCAAUAAAAAACCCGAGCAAUCUGAGCAACAGCUCAAGGAGGCUAAGUCAAUUUUUCAGAAUUGCCUCGGCACACACUUCAUGACUGCUGAAACUUUAAAGGCCAUCGCAGACCGCCUUUUUUUCUUGAAGGGAAGAACAAAAAUUACUCGAAAAUGUGCCUUGAGCAUUAUCAAGCAGUCGUGGAGAUGUUCGAGGAACUUGGAGCAGGCGGUAGCAAAGAAAUUGUUUUGACCCUAAAGAACUUUGGAAUGUGUCACAUGAAAAAGCACAAUUUUGAAGAAGCAAUGGUCUUACUAAGAAAGGCACAACAAGUUGCCGACCGAGAACUAGAAGAAAAUCACAAAUGGAAAGUCGGCAUAAAGACUGCGUUGGCUAUAUUGCA